AUGAGAAACAGAUAUAGAUCGUUUGAUCCUUUCAUUCUUCCAACUAAUGUCAGACAUGUUUAUUAUGUGCCAUAUCCGCCAUUCCGCAAUAUUGUCAAGCGUGGUUGGACUGUAGCAAUACAAACCAAGCCUAGAGGUCGCAUUGACUCAAAUGAGGUUGAGGAAGAUGUUCCCUACCAACUUGACCAAAUGUCACAACCACAAGAAAAUAUUGAAGUUGAACGUAUAACCACAUUGUGCAACCCUGAUGGUGAUGGAGAUGAAUUAGAAGCACUUGCACAAGGAUCUGGUGGAUCAAAAGCUUCUAAGCACAAUAUAAAAGCUCAAAUACAGUAUAAUCCUUUGAGGUCUCAAGAAUCACCUUUUAAUCAUCACUACAAAAGCAUUGAAAAAGGAGCAACAUAUGAAGAUAGCAAUAGAAAUUAUGUUGUGAAAGCCGUCACUGUACCAUCUUCUGAGUCAUCUGAAGCUUCCAACUCCAAAAUCAUUGUGGAUUCUGUCAAAGAUUUCAUGGGCGUUUUAUAUCAAUUUAUUUACCCUUACACAGUGUACGCUCGAACAUCAGCAGCAAUUUCUGCAUCUCUUAUUGCAGUAGAAAAACUAUCAGAUAUAUCUCCAUUGUUUUUUAUGGGUUUGUUACAGGCUGUGCUACCUCACUUGUUCAUGGAUCUUUACGUUAAUGGAGUGAAUCAAUUGUUUGACUUUGAAAUAGAUAAGAUAAACAAACCGUAUCUUCCAUUGGCUGCUGGCAAAUUAUCCUUCAGAACUUGUGCCUUUUGUUGCCUUAUCCGCAAUUUUGGGUUUAACUUGAUGAUAGGUUCUCCGCCAUUGAUUUGGAACUUUGUGUUGUGCGUUGCAUUAUGGACUUGCUAUUCAGUCAAUUUGCCUUUCUUACGAUGGAAGCAAUAUCCGAUGAUGGCAUCAUUAGUCACGAUUGUUACUUGGGCAUAUAUAUUUCCAAUUACAUACUUCCUUCACAUGCAGACGUUUGUGUUCAAGAGACCAGUUGUGUUUACAAGAUCAUUGAUUGUUUCUCUCUUGUUCAUGAGUAUCUACACUACUGGUUUAGCAUUAGCCAAGGAUAUACCUGACGUAGAAGGAGAUAUAAAACAUGGCAUUGAUUCCUUCGCAGCACGUUUAGGCCAAAAAAAUGUAUUUUGGAUUUGUGUUUUCCUCUUUGAAAUGGCAUUUGGAGUUGCUUUCUUGGCAGGAGCAUCAUCUUCAUCUCACUUUUGGAUUAAAAUUCUCAAGUGUCUUGGAAAUGCUAUUCUUGGUUCAAUUAUGUGGUACCAGACCAAAUACGUAGAUGUGACAAAUCCAGCUUCCGCUAGAUCCUUCUAUUCCUUUAUCUGGAAGUUGAUGAUGGGCUCAUACGUUCUCCUGGCUUUAAUUAGAUAA
Vigna radiata var. radiata (mung bean) is the source of this 1398-nucleotide messenger RNA. Its product is annotated as glycinol 4-dimethylallyltransferase-like. Gene Ontology annotation, molecular function: transferase activity, transferring alkyl or aryl (other than methyl) groups. NCBI's taxonomy places the organism in Eukaryota, Viridiplantae, Streptophyta, Magnoliopsida, Fabales, Fabaceae. The record is from RefSeq and is a predicted model, not a curated record. Gene Ontology annotation, cellular component: membrane. The coding region runs from base 1 to 1398 and encodes 465 amino acids. The transcript has 12 exons.